Messenger RNA from Ceratitis capitata (Mediterranean fruit fly), 4335 nucleotides. RefSeq lists its product as uncharacterized. The transcript has 7 exons. Bases 246 to 3827 code for a protein of 1193 amino acids. Gene Ontology annotation, molecular function: protein binding. Lineage: Eukaryota; Metazoa; Arthropoda; Insecta; Diptera; Tephritidae. The record is from RefSeq and is a predicted model, not a curated record.
GCAGUGACAUUUGUCGUUACGCAUGAAUGCCUUUGAAAGUCGAAAGCUUGAGCUGACCGUCGCUGCAGAAAUAUUUGGUACACCGCACCCAGUGCAAAUUCGAUCAGUGUUGUCGUGGACGAACUAAAUUCUAAAGAAAUUACAGUGGUUUUUACGACGUUGUAAGAAAGAAAAUAAAUUCGAAAUAUUCGAACGGAGAAUUGAAAUUUUUUGAGUGAAAGCUUUUUGUGCACAAUUCUUUCAACAUGGCUAAUGCGGAUAUGGAUAUGAGGGCCAACUUGACGGAUUUGUCUAAAAUACCAGUGAAGGAGUUUGAAAAGCACUUCCGCGACUGGAUGGAGCGCGACGAUGUGGCGCGUUCACUACAAGCUAAAUUACGGACAGAUCUUAUAUCAAAUUUCAAUAAAACCGCAUUAGGUCGUCAAAUAUUGGCUCAAACUACCACCACCAUUACAGGCGGUGGCACGCAGCGUCUGACGCUGUCGCCCCUGGUAUUGGCGCUCAAUACGCUCGUCGCUGAAUUCCUCUACGCACAGAACUGCCACUUUUCGCUCUCAGUUUUUUGCACUGAAGUACCGUUUCGCAAUACACUUCCGGAUUUCGAAAGUGCACAACAUUUCCGCUUUAGCUGUGAAGAGAUUAAAGAAAUACUAGAAGCCGUCUUCAACAAAUCGCCACAAGAUUCGCCAUUUAAAAACAUUAUUUCGAAAAAAUAUGAAAAUAAUAAAAAUAUUUCAUUGCUUAUGGUGAUUUUGCGGUACUUAUUGCGACAAAAAGAGGAUUACGCCAAGAGAGUAGCCGCGUUAAAACCGGGCACUAUAAAUGAGGGCACGCAAACAGUUGAGAAGGACGCCCAUACGCAUGAAAAAGGGAAAUUUUCACCGCCCUCUGAUAGCCGCGAGCCAUGUUGCUCAAAAACUGAGAUACCCAGCAGCAAUAUAAGAUACCUCAAUAAAUACUUGAUGAUACUUUCCACCAAAGUUAAAGAAAUGUCGGAACAACUGGCGGAUUUGCGACACAAGCGCAGCAACUUGCCAGGUACUCGGCUGGCACGGUCUGUGCGAACCCGCCGCUAUGAUAAAUUAAACCACAGUCUUGAGCGGAUUAUGAGUCAACUAAAACAAAUGACACACACCAAGCGCAAAAGCAAACAAGUGGGAGCAGUUGUGUCAGCUGUCGACUCUUUGGCGACUCAGUUUUCGAAAUGCGUAGACAGUUUUAGAUCUGUAUCCAGAGAGUUGAUCGCCAGCAACGAAAAACGAAGCCUUUUGCAACAAGUUAUGCCCAAAAAGACGGAGCUUACGCAAGCAGCAGUACAAGUGGAUCUCUCCUACAGACGGGCCAAUGGUGUGGAGCAGAAAAAGAUCGUCGAAGAGAGGUCCUACACCGAUUGGGUACACGAGAUGCGUCAUACAAAAAAUGGACAGAAGUUUUUGGACAAGAUAGAGGUUUCGCUCAAGAAGGCUUUGAACAAACAACGUGAACUUUUAAGAAAGGAGUCCGAAGAGAAGUUGCGACAUCAAAAAGAAGUGCUGAGGAUACAGUAUAAAGAGAAGCUAAUGGAGCAACUUAGUCGUCUGCCACCAUAUGAUUAUUCCAGCGAAGCGCGAAAGCUAAAUGACAGUAUUGGACGCCAACUGCAAGAGUUCGAGAGCCGUCACUCCGAGCUGUUGGAGAAGAUUCAAGAUGUGCGUAAAAUCGAAAUCAAGAACUUGCCCAGCAAUGAUACAGAAAAGGAAGCUGCUAAUAACGGACCAGCAGAUAUGACUGACGAAAUCGUGCGCAGAGUGGUUAAAGAAAUGGAACCUAAGUUCAGCCCAAGUGGUCCGCACUGCUUCACCCGUCAACAAGACAGUCCUCAUAUAUAUACCAAGGUACGCGAUCCUUUGCUGAAAGACGUCGUAAAUACGCAAAGACAGUUGCAAAAGAUGGCCGAAAGCAUUGUUGAACAAGAGCGCACUGUGGACCAAAUCGUCUAUGAAGCAAGACAGCGCAUUCAAGAGCUAGAGAAUGAGAGCAAUCAGUUGGAGUUGAACUUCCGUAACUAUUUGGAGCGACAGCGCAUACAGACGGAAACAAUGCGCGAAGUAGUUUCUAGUCUGUCGGAAAGCAAUAAAAAAGAAAUGCCUAAAGUCGCCGACACUUAUCGUAGAACUAUGAGAGAUAUUCGCUCUGCCUCUCCGCCACUGAGCGCUGAGAGUGUAAACGAAAGCGCGAAGAAAGUAAAAACUCGCCACAAAACCGUUAAGCUAAAGGACUCGUCGCCAGAAUUGACAGAUCAAGAAAAUAAAAACCCGAAUUUUGAAUAUCGCAACGCGAUCUUGGAAGCGAAAACAAAGCUUUUCAAAAACUAUCGCUCUAGACAAGAAGAAACAGAAAGAGCUGAUGAGGAACCUUAUUAUUAUAAUCAAAAUUUCGGUAGUUGCGAGUCGCAGAGUAAUAUGUUGGCGAGUGCGGACCAUUCAAGGUCAACUAAUUUACCGGCAAACAUAAAUUACGCCAACGAUCUUAACACGACGAGUGCUAGGAGUAAUGGAGCGCCGCUGGGGCGAUGUUAUACAAUACUACCCAAUACGCCACAACCCAGCCUAACGAAACCAACAACAAGUGCAGCUGCUGAAACGUUGAAAGCACUACUUUCACGCACGGAGUCACCAUUCUUAGACACAGCUAUGCCGACAGUAAUUGCUCAAAAAACCACGGUAUCUACUGUUGCCAUAUCUGCAGCUGCGAGUGGUGCACAGAUAGGAAAUGAAGAAGGACUGCCUUCAGUUGGGUUUUCUAGGCUUUCGGAUUCAGAAACACCAACGUCCAGCAACAAUAGCGGCGCCUGGCACAAUCAAAGUAUACUCGUAAGUGAUCUUAGUAGAAACAGUUGUAGAACCGAUAAAAAUGCAAAGAAAGAACCAGAUGCAGAUACAGAUCGACGCACACGAAGUGUUAAGGACACAACACGAAAAAUCCCACAAGAGACGCAUCGUAGCAAAAAUACCACCAUUGGCGGAAGCACUCAAACGAAAAAUCCAGCAGAAAACGCAAUGUUGCUUAUGGAGACUAUGGAGCGUAUGCAUCGGCUAUUUACCGAAGCGCCCGUGAACGGCAAGAAGGAAAAACCAACGCAGACCACCCUUAAAUUCACAGAGAAACCGAAACCUAUUUACCAUGAUCGCACACAAAAACAACUACCAAAAAGCCCAAAAUCAAAAACAAGGAAGAGCGCCACUAUGACCAGGGAAGAACCAAGUACGUCGAUAAGGAGCAUACAAAAUAAAAAAGAAAGUAAGGAACCAAAGUCAAAACCUACAAAAACACCUAAAACGCCAGAGACGAGUGAAGAACCAUGUGAGCAAACAUUAAACACCUUCCACAACACCGGGUCCGUUAUUCAAGACCUUACGGCGGAAAGUACGGCAGUGGCAAUGAGACCGCACUUCUACAACAUCACAAGUUCCGCCACAGUCAUAAACGGCGUGGCUCCAACAGUUUCUUCAACAACUUUCUCCGUAUGUGUGGAUGAUAACCUCAAAGAAGUGGUGAGUGAGUCUUCCAUCGAAAUCGCCAGCAUGGUCGAGGCAGUCGAUGAAGAAAUAGAGUUGGAAGCUUUAGUGGCCGAUGCGGAGGAUUUAGAAGAGGAGGCUGAGGAGGAAGUUGAUGAAGAGCAAGAGCCCAUGGGUGGCGUUAAAGCCAGCGCUGUGCCAAUGCCGUUGACCGAGGAGGUCAGUUCUUCAUCCAGCAGCGCGGUGCACAUGCUCGAGUAUGGUGGUGGCGGUGGCGGUAGCGCAGGCCGCACCAAGAAGAGCGACAGUGGCAGUGACUUUUGGGAGUAAAACCAACCUAGUAAAAUUGAAGGUAGUCUCUUCAGCGCGUGCUAAGGUAAAUCAAACGCAAAUGUUUUCAGGUCAGCAGCCAAUAGAACAAAGUCUGAAUCCAAUCACUUUAGUUGGCCUAAACCAAAAUUUCGAUUUAUGUUUUUUUUUUUUUUUUACAAAUUUUCAAAACAAAUUAUUUGUAAUAAUUUUUACAUAACAGAUUUUACAUAAAUUAAAUUGUAUUCAAGAAAAAAAUGUUGAAGAAUACUGAAAUACUUGGAUGAUAAAAUUCGAGGCGGGAAGAGAAGGCAUUGGUAUUUGGUGCUUCGGGGCCGCCAUCGACAAGAGUUCGGCCAAUUUUUUUGAAGUACCUGGGAAUUCGGCCAGCACUGCCAAUCUGGUGCAAUACUCCUCGUUUAGAGUAGUGAUUGUGGAUAUUGCAGGGGAGGGGGUGCGCGGUGUGGGCGGAGUAUGUAACAACCAUUGGGUAAUCGGCAAUCAUCAAUUUCCGCUUCACGCUGCUGCC